Molecule: messenger RNA, 6561 nt
Organism: Carcharodon carcharias (great white shark)
Lineage: Eukaryota; Metazoa; Chordata; Chondrichthyes; Lamniformes; Lamnidae
Product: vitellogenin-like
Exons: 38
Coding region: 1-6561 (2186 amino acids)
Biological process (GO): lipid transport
Molecular function (GO): lipid carrier activity
Source: RefSeq, a predicted model, not a curated record
AUGAGGGGGAUCAUUUUUGCACUGGCUUUCGCUCUUGUGGGUAACCAACAAUAUGGGCCUUCUUUCAGUCACAGCAAGACCUAUGUUUACCAGUACGAAGGGGUUGUUCUGACUGGCUUGCCAGAAAAUGGCUUGGCUAAGGGAGGUCUCAAGAUUACCAGCAAAUUGCAAAUUAGUUCAAUAGAUCAGAGGAACCAUCUCCUUAAGAUUAUCUCACCUCAAAUUCAAGAGUACAGCGGGACUUGGCCAAAAGCUCAAUUUAUCCCAGCUCGGAAGCUAACUCGGAAGCUAAGCGCACAACUGAGCAAGCCGAUAGAGUUUGAAUACAGCCAUGGUCGAGUCGGAAAUAUAUACACCCAUCCAGACCUACCCGAAAAUAUCCUCAACAUCCACAGAGGCAUUCUGAACAUGCUGCAGAUCAGUAUUAAAAAGUCACAGAACAUUUAUGAGUUGCAAGAGAAUGGUGUGGAAGGCAUCUGCCAGGCAAACUAUGUAAUUCAGGAAAACAAGAAAAGCGGAUUUAUCACUGUCACAAAAUCCAAGGAUCUGAACAAGUGCCAGGAGAAAAUCUCGGAGACCAAGGGUGCUGCUUAUAGUCAGCCAUGUGAAACCUGCCAGCUGAAAGGCAAGAGCCUGCGGAGUGUAGCCACCUACUCGUACGCUAUAAAAAAUACCAAAGACGUGGCAGUGAUUGUCGAAGUCGUAAGUAAAGAGACACAUCAGUUCACACCGUUUAAUGAACGUGAUGGUGCUGCCAGCACAGAGUCCAGGCAGCAUCUUGUCUUCUUGGAAUACAAAAAUCAGUCACCACCCGUGCCAACUGAGCACCUGGAAAAGCGAGGAACCCUGAGAUAUCAGUUUUCCAAUGAACUGCUGCAGAUACCAUUGCUGUUGGUCAAACCCUCGUAUAAUGAUACUAAUAAGAUUAUCACAACAUUGGAAAAUUUGGUUCAAAUGAACCGAGAGAGAGCUCAUCCUGAUGCUCCAAUGAAGUUCCUGCAGCUCAUUCAGCUCCUGCGUUCGGCAACUUUGGAAAACCUUCAAAGCAUUUGGGAAAAAGGUGCAGGCAGUUCACACCACAGAUGCUGGAUUUGGGAUACCUUACCAACUGCAGCAACCCCUGAAGCAAUUCAGUUCAUCCAAACAAAAAUUGAGCAGGGAGAACUCCAGCGCGAGGAAGCAGCCAAGGCUCUGAUUUUUGUGCUACAUUCCAUCAAAGCUGACUGCCAUGGUGUAGACAAUGCGACGGUUCUGCUGUCCAGCCCUUACAUGCAGAGAGACCCCUUCCUUCGCAGAGUCACGUUGCUUGCUUAUGGAACGUUGGUCCACAAAUAUUGCGCAGCUCUCCGGGUUUGCCCUGAUGAAGCUCUCCAGCCACUCCACAAGCUCGUUGUUGAGGCUGGCAGCGGAGACAAUGAAGAGCAAACAAUCCUCGGCCUCAAAGCCAUUGGCAAUGCAGGGCAGGUGGCAAGUCUGAAGCGCAUCCAGAAACUCCUGCCGGGAUUUGGGAACGUUGCCAGCAGCGUCUCAAACAGAAUCCACGGGGAGGCCGUGAUGGCAUUACGCAACAUCGCCAAGAAGGAGCCGCGCAAGGUACAAGCCAUCACUCUUCAGUUAUUCAUGAACAAACGGAUCCAUGCUGAAUUACGAAUGAGGGCUUUCAUUGUCUUGAUGGAAACCAAGCCAUCCUUGGCUUUAAUUGCAUCAGUUACUGACUCACUGGUCAGAGAGACCAACUUGCAAGUGACCAGUUUUGGUUAUUCCUACAUGAAAUCUCUAGCAGAAUCCUCGGCACCCGAACUCCAGUCGCUGGCCGCUAGUUGCAACCUCGCCGUCAAACGUUUGAACCAAAAGUGCAGCACACUCAGUUAUCGGUACAGCAAAGGUUUGCAUUUUGGAGCAUUUAAAGAUAAGCUUUUGGCUGGAGUCGAUGCCAACGUUUACUUAAUAAAGAAGUCAGAGGGUAUUCUGCCAACUACAGCCAUAGCCAACUUCAAAGUUUAUGGCCUUGGAGUCUCCUCGGAUUUUCUGGAGGUUGCUAACUUUGUCUCGAACUCUGUCAUCGAGCAGGGUCUCUUCAAGUUUCUCCUGCUGUCCUUCCAGGUGCUUGAAUGGAAAUCAAUACCCAUAAUUAAGCCCCAGGCAGUCGCCUACAUCAGGUUGUUUGGUCAAGAACUUGCUUUUGCUGAAUUUCGCCAGAAAGAUUUACAAGAGGUUAGUAAGGCAUGGACAAUGCCAUUUAAUUGGAUUCUGCCACUGAAGAAGGGAAAAAUAGAGAGAUUACUGAAGGAAUUCAUAGAGAUGCUUCAGAGUGGACUGACCGUACACUGGACCAAACCGUGGCUGGCAUCCGAGAUUCGGCACAUCGUGCCAACAUUGCUUGGCCUGCCGUUGGAAAUAGCGUUUUAUUACACCGUCGUUACAGUAGUGCACGCCAAAGUGAAGAUUACUCUAAGCCCUUCUAAUCUUACAAUGGCUCAGCUCCUGAAUACCAGCAUUCAGGCUGAUGUUCAGUUCACCGCAAGCUUUGCGUCCUACAUUAUUGCCUCUCAGUAUUUGCAUUUUAUUGCCUUUCCCUUCAGCUCGGUCAAAGAUGUUAUUGCUAUUAUGGGAAUAAGCACACCUCUGGUUCAAGCAGGGGUAGCAGCGCAGUUGAAAACAAACACAGUUGCCUCUGUGAACUUCGCCGCAGAAGUAAACAUUGAUAAGGGUAACAUCAAAAUUGAAACACACGCAUGGAAACAGGAAGACCAGCUGUUCUUUGCUAGGUUAUGGGCUUUUGCUUUCACAAGAAAUAUUGAAGAUUUGGCUGCAGAGAAAGUCACUCCACUCGUAUCGAGAGGAGGGUUUGGAAUAAUGAGCAGAGAAUUGAGUUUAGCAAAGAAUUCAACAGUGGAUCGCGAAGGAGUUCUGGAGAAAGUGUUGCCUCUUGCUGUACCACGGGAAUCUUUGUGCUCUGCUGAAGAUACACCAGAUGUACCAAGCCCAACAGUCCGCCAGACUUGUGUGAAGUCCAGCACUUUUGGAGUCGAAAUUUGUUAUAAGACCAGUACAGAAAAUGCUGUCUCUGCUACCGAUUCUCUGCUAUACAAACUAGUAGGAGAUAAAUCAGUUGAAGUCACAAUCAGACCAGUUAACACACCAAUUGCUAUCAAAAAGUUACAACUCGAAUUGUGUUUGAAUGAAGAGGACCAGCUCAGUGCGAGAGUUAGUGACUUGAUGAGGAAAAGUAACAGGAGUGAAUUGACACUGCCCGAAGGCAAAUUAACCCUUCUGAAAUUUAAGAAAAUCUUCAAUGGUCGGCGUUGGCAAGAAACCCAGCAGCAGCUGCCCGAGAUUUGGUUUGGGACAACAUUACAGCAAUCAAACUUUCACCCAUUCCGACAUCAGCUGAACCCCCUGAGACAGGACGUGCCUUUAGUGCCACCUGUGGUUCUGGCCAUCGACUGCAACUGCCUGUGCAAAGGGGUGGUGCUGCUGCUAAAGCCAAAGCUGUGUGUUGAACAUGGAAUCCCCGGCCACCCAAGACCACAGGCCCCAGGUUUUUGCACCUUGUGCCCUCCCCUCUCCCGGGCCUUCCUAUCGUGGACAGAUCCAUCUGCGACAGAUUGUAAGCACUUGAUGUGCUAUCACCUAGACUGUAAGCACUUGAUGUGCUAUCACCUAGACUGUAAGCACUUGAUGUGCUAUCACUUAGACUGUAAGCACUUGAUGUGCUAUUACUUAGACUGUAAGCACUUGAUGUGCUAUCACUUAGACUGUAAGCACUUGAUGUGCUAUCACCUAGACUGUAAGCACUUGAUGUGCUAUCACUUAGACUGUAAGCACUUGAUGUGCUAUCACUUAGACUGUAAGCACUUGAUGUGCUAUCACUUAGACUGUAAGCACUUGAUGUGCUAUCACUUAGACUGUAAGCACUUGAUGUGCUAUCACUUGGACUGUAAGCACUUGAUGUGCUAUCACUUAGACUGUAAGCACUUGAUGUGCUAUCACUUAGACUGUAAGCCCUUGAUGUGCUAUCACCUAGACUGUAAGCACUUGAUGUGCUAUCACUUAGACUGUAAGCACUUGAUGUGCUAUCACUUAGACUGUAAGCACUUGAUGUGCUAUCACUUAGACUGUAAGCACUUGAUGUGCUAUCACCUAGACUGUAAGCACUUGAUGUGCUAUCACUUAGACUGUAAGCACUUGAUGUGCUAUCAUCUAGACUGUAAGCACUUGAUGUGCUAUCACUUAGACUGUAAGCACUUGAUGUGUUAUCACCUAGACUGUAAGCACUUGAUGUGCUAUCACUUAGACUGUAAGCACUUGAUGUGCUAUCACUUAGACUGUAAGCACUUGAUGUGCUAUCACUUAGACUGUAAGCACUUGAUGUGCUAUCACUUAGACUGUAAGCACUUGAUGUGCUAUCACCUAGACUGUAAGCACUUGAUGUGCUAUCACCUAGACUGUAAGCACUUGAUGUGCUAUUACUUAGACUGUAAGCACUUGAUGUGCUAUCACCUAGACUGUAAGCACUUGAUGUGCUAUCACUUAGACUGUAAGCACUUGAUGUGCUAUCACUUAGACUGUAAGCACUUGAUGUGCUAUCACUUAGACUGUAAGCACUUGAUGUGCUAUCACUUAGACUGUAAGCACUUGAUGUGCUAUCACCUAGACUGUAAGCACUUGAUGUGCUAUCACCUAGACUUCAAGUUGUACAUGUGUACAUUUCAAAAUGUGUUCAAUGAGCAUUCUACACACCUGCAGCAUGGAUCGUCAAGCUCACUGACUCAUCAUUCAAUCACCUCUAGUUCAUCAUCAUCAAAGUCAGAGGAAGAAGAUGGUGCACGUCCUUGCAAGGGAUCAUCAAGGAAAUCGAGUGACCUUCAAUCCUCCAGCAGAUCAUCUUCAUCAUCAUCUAAAUCCAGUUCGAGGUCCAGAAUGAGUUCCUCUAGCUCAUCUUCAUAUUCACCUUCAUCUUCAUCACAGCAGGUACAUCACAACUCAGUGCCACCAAAAUUCGUAUUGCUAACCCGAGCAAUCUUGACUGAUAACAAAGAGAAAGGUUACCUGACAAAGGCAUACAUGGACAGUUCAAUGGAGCAGCGAGCAUUACAAGUAUUUGUGGAUGAACUGCAAGAAGGAGGCAGCUGGAGAGCCUGUAUUGCUGCUGAGAUGCCCGAUGUGCACAGAGCAGUGGCAUCGUUGAAAUGGGGCAAAAAUUGCCAAGACUACAAGAUUGCAGCAAAGGCAUCUACUGGCCACUUUGAGCAUUAUCCUGCUGUACUGGUCAAAGCAAAAUGGGGCAAGCUACCUCAAACCCUAAAAGAAACUGCAGGAAUUGUGGCUGAUAAGCUGGCCGGGAUUGCCUUCACGUUAGGGUUCUCGGAGAGGCAUAGGAAGAGUCCUGCUCAUCAGAUUUCAGUGGUUACUGCUGCAACCUCUCAACAAACACUCAAUGUUGUAGUGAAAACUCCAAAGGUAUUUCUCAUUUCACUAACAUUUCCUCUGCAAAUUUUCUCCCCUCGACAGCUGAGUAUGCCAAAUGAAGUGAGUCAUGGACCUCUCAGCUCUGUGUCCAACUCUGGGCACCGCUUAAGGGAGGAUGUCAAGGCCUUGGAGACGAUUCAGAGAAGACUCACUAGAAUCGUACUGGGAACGAUAGACUUCAGUUCUCUGAAGAGGUUAGAGAAGCUGGAGCUGUUCUCCUUAGAGCAGAGGUUAAGGGAUGACUUAAUAGACAUGUUCAAAAUUAUAAGGGGUUUUGCUGAAUGCACAGUUAUGCAAAACCAUUUCACCCCAUUUACCAAGGACAGUUUUGAGUACCAAAUGCCUGAAGGCUGUGCUCAUGUAUUGGUCCAAGAUUGUACUCCUGAACUGAAGUUCAUCUUACUAAUAAGACACAGUGCAGAAUCACUGUUUGUACAGCUGAAUUGUCCUUCUAGUGCAAUAGAAAUGCAAUCGACAAAAACAGGAGAAAUCCAAUUGUUCGUCAACGGGACCAAGAUAUCAAUCACAAGCCUUCCAUUUACAGGUCCAAAAUCCUUGGUCAUCGAGAGAAGUGAAAAUGGGGUGAGGAUAAAAGCACCAGGACUCGGCCUUGAAAAGCUCUUUUUCUCUGUCUCCCUAAUCCAGGUUACCGUGCUACCAUGGAUGGCUGAGACUACUUGCGGAUUAUGCGGGCGAAGUGAUUCCCAGAGGAGCACUGAGUAUCCACAACCAAAUAAACGCAGCACCAAUGAAAUUCUCAAAUUUGCACACUCGUGGUUACUGCCAGGGGAAAACUGUACAGAUGCUUGUAAACUGAUGAAAACAACCUUGAGACUAGACAACACAGUUAACAUACAUGGACAGGAAUCUAAAUGCUACACUGUUGACCCGGUUUUACGCUGUCAAGCUAUAUGUUCACCGGUGAAAACAGCCCCAGUUGUCUACGGCUUCCACUGUCUUCCAGCUGAUUCUCACGCGAAUCCUAGCGAUGAACAGCUGAUAUCUGCCAACUUUGGUCAGAAGAGUGAAGACUUGACAGGCACUGUUGAAGCCCACACUGCCUGUUCAUGUCCUUCUGAAUGCAAUUAA